GGACGCUAAAAGCCUGCCCCUCCUGCUCGGCUGACCGGUUGCAACCAUUCGGAUCCAGACAGGGAAAGCAUGGGACGGGCAGAAAAUGGAUGGGUCACUUUGAAAGUUUCCGACUCCUCCAGUCUCGCUGCAAUCCCUCAAUGUCAAAUGAUGGCUUAUUUCCGUUAGAGUCCUUCCCAGAUAUGUAAGUCAACGCUGCUGCUGUUGUGCUCUCCGUUUGCUCUCUGCAUCUCUGCUUUGGUGCCGCCUUGAAAAUUGUAACACAUUCAACACCGUCGGCGUCGUCAUCGUCGUAACUGUUAGACAUCGGCAUUGCAGCUCCACUGGGCAUCGCAAAGUGCAGCAAUUACAUUUUUCUUUGUGCAACACAUCUGUCUGGUAUCAAUCUGCCGAUCCCAGAACCUCUUGGCCUGGGCCGUGCUGCACACCACUCCGAGCCUCUGACGAGGCUUCGGCCUGCACUGCUCAGCCAUGACGGAGCCAUCGCAUGAAAAGCAACAUGAGGCUGGCGCAUCAGACCCUCUGCAACCCUCGCCUCUCCGGCAUUCAAACGAUGCAUCGAUUCCCGAGAUCUCAGAGAAGUCGGCGGCGCAGGGCCAGUUCCGAACGGAGGAUGGCGAUGCUUCGGGGGACAGAAUAGCCGAGCACGGCGGCGGGGAUGACGACCGUCCUGGCUUGAAUCGCAUGAUAACCACGGCUACCACGACCAGUGUGACCAGCACCGUGGCAACAGCGAGACUGCCGGAGCAGAAGCCAUGGUACAAGCAGCCAAACCCCUUACGAUGGGGCAAGGUCCCCCACCGGCUCGUCUUCCACUGGAUGGCUCCGCUGAUGAGCACCGGCUACAAACGGCCGCUCGAGUUCAACGACAUCUACAGCGUCAACCCGGAUCGCGCCGUCGAUCCCCUGACCGACAAGAUGCGGGGUUCCUUCAAGCGCCGCGUUGCCGCAGGCGAGAAGUACCCGCUACUCUGGGCCAUCAACGAGACCUUCUUCUGGGAAUUCUGGCUGGGUGGCUUCUGCUCCUUGGUAUCUGCCGUUCUGCAGGUCAUGUCCCCGUUCACGCUGCGCUACCUGAUCCAGUUUGCAACCGACGCCUACAUUGCACGUGUCCGCGGAGGCCCAGCACCACAUAUCGGGGAAGGCAUCGGCCUAGUGCUGGGUGUGACGGCCAUGCAAGUAUGCCAAAGCCUGGCUACGAACCACUUUAUCUAUCGCGGGAUGGUCAUAGGCGGUAUGUCGAGGGGCUCUUUGAUCAGUUUGAUCUACGAGAAGUCCAUGGUGAUCUCCGGCCGUGCCAAGGCCGGAGGUGCUGAGCUCCCGGACAUCCCAGCAGCGAAGGCCGUCAAAGGAGCGGCCAGGGACAAUAAGGCUGAGGAGAAGAAAGGGUCGGCGGGAAACCGACCGGGCGUCUCCGGGGACGGCGUCGGCUGGGGCAACGGAAGAAUCGUCAACCUGAUGAGCGUUGAUACGUACAGAAUCGAUCAAGCAUUCGGUCUGUUUCAUAUCAUAUGGACGGCUCCCGUUUCUCUCGUUAUCACUCUCGCCCUGCUCCUCGUCAACCUGACCUACAGUGCGCUCGCCGGCUUCGCCCUCCUGGUGAUCGGCAUGCCACUGCUCUCCGCGGCCGUCAAACGCCUCUUUGUUCGCAGGAAGGUCAUCAACAAGAUCACAGAUCAGAGAGUGAGCCUUACACAGGAGAUUUUGCAGUCGAUUCGCUUUGUCAAGUUCUUUGGCUGGGAAAACUCCUUCCUCGAACGCUUGGACGAGUUCCGGAAGCGCGAGAUCUCGGCUAUCCAGGUCGUUCUGUCCAUCCGCAACCUGAUCAUGGCUAUCGGCCUGUCCCUGCCCAUCUUUGCCUCCAUGCUCUCGUUCAUUACCUACUCGCUGACCCAUCACAACCUCGCGCCGGCCGAGGUGUUCUCUUCCUUGGCCCUCUUCAACGGCUUGAGAAUGCCGCUCAAUAUGCUUCCCCUCGUCAUCGGCCAGGUUACGGAUGCGUGGUCGUCACUGUCGCGUAUCCAGGAGUAUCUCUUGGCCGAGGAGCGCGAGGAGGAGGCCGUGUACAAGGCGGACGCCCCGAACGCGGUCGAGAUGCACAAUGCUUCGUUUACCUGGGAGCGGACACCGACGCAGGACCCGGAAGGGACGGUUGCUGGGCCGACAAAAGGGAAGAAGGGAAAGGCUUCGAAGCCGAAGCCGGAAACCCACGAUAGCUCGGCAGCGGAUUCCAGCGAAGAGGCUAGCACCCUGGUCGAAGAGCGCGAGCCGUUCAAGCUCGAGGACCUGAGCUUCGAACUUGGCAGAAACGAGCUGGUUGCCGUCAUCGGCACGGUCGGAAGCGGCAAGACGUCCCUGCUCGCCGCCUUGGCUGGCGACAUGCGCAAGACAAAUGGCGAGGUGGUCUUGGGCGCCUCGAGAGCCUUUUGUCCGCAGUACGCCUGGAUUCAGAACGCGACGGUGCGACAGAAUAUUCUCUUCGGAAAGGAGAUGGACAGGGAUUGGUAUGCCGAGGUCAUCAAAGCAUGUGCCCUACAGCCGGAUCUGGACAUGCUGCCCAACAACGAUAUGACAGAAAUUGGCGAAAGGGGCAUUACCAUAUCCGGGGGCCAAAAACAGAGACUGAACAUCGCUCGAGCGAUUUACUUCGACGCUGACAUCGUUCUUAUGGACGACCCCCUGAGCGCCGUCGAUGCGCACGUCGGGCGUCACAUCUUUGACAAUGCCAUUCUCGGCCUGCUCAAGGACAAGUGCCGCGUAUUGGCGACCCAUCAGCUCUGGGUCUUGAGUCGCUGCGAUCGGAUCAUCUGGAUGGAAGGUGGCAAGAUCCAAGCCAUCGACACGUUUGACAACCUCAUGAAGAACUCGGAGGGUUUCCAGCAACUCAUGGAGACGACGGCCGUCGAGGAGAAGAAGGACGAGGCGCUAACGACCACGUUGGUGGGAAACGACGGCCUGGCUGAGAAGAACAAGAAGAAGAAAAAGAAGAAUGAAGGCGGCCUGAUGCAACAGGAAGAGAGAGCCGUCUCUAGCGUUCCUUGGUCGGUGUACGCUUCGUAUGUCAGGGCGUCAGGUUCGAUACUCAACGCCCCGCUCGUCCUUGGGCUGUUGAUCCUGUCUCAAGGAGCCAACAUCGUGACCAGUCUGUGGUUGUCAUGGUGGACCUCGGACAACUUCGGGUAUUCCAUGGGAACAUAUAUGGGUGUCUAUGCUGGCCUUGGAGCGACCCAGGCCAUCAUGAUGUUCUCCUUCAUGGUCUCGCUCUCCAUCUUCGGUACCACGGCUAGCAAGGGGAUGCUGCGACAGGCCAUCACCAGGGUGCUGCGAGCCCCCAUGUCCUUCUUCGACACGACGCCUCUCGGCCGCAUCACGAACCGCUUCAGCCGCGACGUUGAUGUAAUGGACAACAACCUUACAGACGCGAUGCGCAUGUACUUCUUCAGCGUUGGCUCUAUCAUCGCGGUGUUUGCCCUCAUCAUCGCCUAUUUCUACUAUUUCGCCAUCGCGCUGGUGCCCUUGUUCAUCAUCUUCAUCCUGGCCACGAGCUAUUAUCGCGCCUCGGCGCGCGAGGUCAAGCGUAUAGAAUCACUCCUCCGAUCCGGAAUGUUUGCCAAGUUCUCCGAAGGCCUGUCUGGCAUCGCCUGCAUCCGAGCCUACGGGCUGCAAGACCGCUUCGUAGCCGACAUCCGCAAGGCAAUCGACGACAUGGACUCGGCCUACUUCCUCACCUAUUCUAACCAAAGGUGGCUGUCGAUCCGGCUGGAUAUGAUCGGCAACUGUCUUGUGUUUACGACCGGCAUCCUGGUGGUGACGUCGCGCUUCUCGGUCAACCCUUCGAUUGGCGGCCUGGUUCUAUCGUACAUCCUUUCCAUUGUGCAGAUGAUCCAGUUCACCGUCCGCCAGCUGGCCGAGGUCGAGAACGGCAUGAACUCGGUCGAACGCCUCCAGUACUACGGAACGCAGCUCGAGGAGGAAGCGCCCCUGAAGACGAUUGAGGUCCGCAAAACCUGGCCCGAGAAGGGCGAGAUCGUCUUCGACAACGUCGAGAUGCGGUACAGAGCGGGGCUUCCGCUGGUGUUGCAGGGCCUCAGCAUGCAUAUCCGCGGCGGAGAGCGUAUCGGCAUUGUCGGACGCACCGGCGCCGGCAAGAGCUCCAUCAUGUCGACCCUGUUCCGACUGGUCGAGCUCUCGGGGGGUCACAUCACCAUUGACGGCGUCGACAUCUCGACCAUCGGCCUGCAGGACCUGCGCUCGCGCCUCGCCAUCAUCCCGCAGGAUCCCACCCUCUUCCGCGGCACCGUGCGCAGCAACCUGGACCCCUUCGGCGAGCACAACGACCUCGAGCUGUGGUCCGCCCUGCGACAAGCCGGGCUCGUCCCCGCCGACACCGGGCCGACCACCGCAUUGCAGGCAGCCGAUAGCAACAACACGAAAGACACGGGCCGCAUCCAACUCGACUCGGUCGUUGAGGAAGAUGGCCUCAACUUCUCGCUGGGCCAGCGCCAGCUGAUGGCGCUCGCGCGCGCCCUCGUGCGUGGCUCGCAGAUCAUCGUCUGCGACGAGGCCACCUCCAGCGUUGACAUGGAGACGGACGACAAGAUCCAGGCCACCAUCGCCAGGGGCUUUCGGGGGAAGACACUACUGUGCAUCGCCCACCGGCUGCGCACCAUCAUUGGCUAUGACAGGAUCUGCGUCAUGGAUAAAGGGCGCAUCGCCGAGAUGGGCCCGCCGCUGGAGCUAUGGAAGAUGGAGGGCGGUAUUUUCAGGGGUAUGUGUGAUCGCAGCGGAAUAAGGGUGGAGGAUAUCCAUGGUGCCAGGGAGGCGCUGGCUGGAUAUGACUAUGAUGGUGGCGAGGGUGAGGGUGAGCUCGGAAGGGGUGUGGUGGAAGAGAAGAAGGGGGAAUGA
Molecule: messenger RNA, 4905 nt
Organism: Chaetomium strumarium
Lineage: Eukaryota; Fungi; Ascomycota; Sordariomycetes; Sordariales; Chaetomiaceae
Product: P-loop containing nucleoside triphosphate hydrolase protein
Exons: 4
Coding region: 472-4905 (1477 amino acids)
Biological process (GO): transmembrane transport
Cellular component (GO): membrane
Molecular function (GO): ATP binding; ABC-type transporter activity; ATP hydrolysis activity
Source: RefSeq, a predicted model, not a curated record